Messenger RNA from Paramecium pentaurelia, 534 nucleotides. The record is from the annotation of a GenBank genome assembly. Lineage: Eukaryota; Ciliophora; Oligohymenophorea; Peniculida; Parameciidae.
AUGAGGAACAAUUCUAACCAAAGAGAGCUCAAUAUACAAAAGCUAGGUACAAAUAAUCAAAUGGAAUUGUUUUUAGGAAUGCCUUGGAUCUUUGCCCUAAAUUUGCAGAAGCCUACAUUUUAAGAAGUUCAGUUUUGUAAAUAUAAAUUUAGGUGAAUUAUAUGAAAAAAUGAAAUUAUAUGAUAAAGCACUGGAAGAUGUAAAUUAGAGCUUAUCCAUAAACAAUAAUAAUGCUUAUAGUUAUUAUUGGAUCAUGAACUCUAAUAGUACAAUCAAGCUAGAGAAAAAGAUGGGAACUGUUAUUCUGCAUAUAUGUAUAGACGUAAUGGGAAUUUAUAUUUUAAGGUUUGUAUUAUUAGGAUGAACAAAUGAUUGAUUUUGCACUUAGAGAUUUUAAUUAAGCUAUUGAAAUGAAUCCUAAAUAUAGUUUGGCCUAUUAUAACCGAGGUGAAUGCUAUUACACUAAAUAUCUUAGGGAAUUUAUAUUACAAUAUUGAUGACAAAGAGAAUGCAUUAAAUGACUAUAAUCAAUGA